AUAUUAAAUCAAUUUUUUAUUAGCAUCAACUCUCAACUUCUCUUUAAUUUAAUACGAAUUACCAAAUCAAUUCUUUAUCAUCAUUGAGAAUUCUUCUCUAACUUUUAAAAAUGCAAAAUUUUAUGUCAAACCCCUGCAUAUAAUCUGGGAAGUCUCCUCUUACUCUCUCUCUUUCUUAGUUUCUCUCUCUGCCUGACCUUCCAUCUUUCUGGAUCUGGGUUUUUCAGCCGAGCUUCAUUUACAAAAAGCUAGACUAUUAUGGAUGGGUUACAUCAGGUUUUGAUUAAGAAAGUUGCUUGUUUGAGUUAGAUGCAGAUUGAAGGAAUUCACAUGUUUGUCUCUGCUACAUGAAAAUCUGUAAGUAUUUGAGUUUUGAUUGAUAUUUUUUGGAAAUUUGAAGACCAAGUAUUAUUCCCAGAUCAGUUUUCUUCAGUGAAGAUCCUCCACAGUUUUCCUGAUGUGGGUUUUUGAAAUCUAAUGAUUUGCUGGUCUAUUACAUAGUUGUAUAGUUGCUAUACUAGCUUCAUGGCUAGUGGUGAUGUAAGGAACCCCUUGCUUUCUGGGUUAGUAGACCCUGUACCUCAAUUGAAUAGUGCAUCCACCCCAAGGAGAAGGAGAUUUCGCCGUGUUAAAAGUGCUCCUUUAAUUGAUUUGGGUUCUCCUGAUGUAAUUGGUGAACGUUCACUUCAACGAUCAGAAUCCAUUUUUCAGAAUCUUCAUCCGAGUUUCAGAAAGGUUGCCUUGUACCUGGUUGUCUACUUAGGUUUAAGCACAAUAUGCUUCUACCUUGUUAGGGAUCAAAUUUCAGGGAAGAAAACCAAUGGAUUUCUUGACUCUUUAUAUUUAUGCAUCGUGACCAUGACUACUGUUGGCUAUGGAGAUCUUGUACCUAAAAGUGAUGCCACAAAAUUAUUUGCCUGUGCAUUUGUGUUCACUGGAAUGGCUCUUGUUGGGCAUAUUCUGACAAAAGCUGCAGAUUAUUUGGUUGAGAAGCAAGAAAUCUUGCUGGUUAGAGCUUUACAUAUGCGUCAAAAAGUCAGUCCAACUGACAUUCUGAAUGAGAUUGAAACACACAGGGCGAAAUAUAAAUGUCUCACUGCCUUUAUUCUUCUUAUAGUGCUCAUCUUUAUCGGUACAAUCUUUCUUGUUAAAGUUGAAAAACUGGACAUUGUUGAUGCAUUUUACUGUGUUUGUUCCACAAUUACUACAUUGGGAUAUGGAGAUGAAAGCUUCAAGACUGCAGCAGGGCGGAUCUUUGCCGUGUUUUGGAUAUUGACAAGUACUAUUUGUUUAGCUCAGUUUUUCCUUUAUGCUGCUGAGCUAAACACAGAGAACAGGCAGAAGGCACUUGUGAAGUGGGUGCUCAAUAAGAGGAUAACGAAGUUAGAUCUGGAGGCAGCUGAUCUGGAUGAUGAUGGCGUUGUGGGGGCUGCUGAGUUCAUAUUAUACAAGCUCAAAGAGAUGGGUAAGAUUAGCCAAGAAGACAUUUUGCUUGUAAUGAAAGAAUUCGAGGAUCUCGAUGUUGAUCAGUCAGGCACUUUGUCGAAUUGUGACAUAAUGCUUGCUCAAUAAUCUAAACGUGACCAAAUAAUUGUUGAGACCAUCCAAUUUCUGUGUUUUAUCACAUGCUUGAGGUUGACCGUUCCUUCA
Molecule: messenger RNA, 1650 nt
Organism: Carica papaya (papaya)
Lineage: Eukaryota; Viridiplantae; Streptophyta; Magnoliopsida; Brassicales; Caricaceae
Gene: KCO1
Product: Outward rectifying potassium channel protein
Biological process (GO): stabilization of membrane potential; potassium ion transmembrane transport
Cellular component (GO): plasma membrane; plant-type vacuole membrane
Molecular function (GO): potassium ion leak channel activity; outward rectifier potassium channel activity
Source: RefSeq, a predicted model, not a curated record